AGACCAGCAAAGUUGGUGGUGUUCGCAUCACAAGAGAGGAAGCGCAAGGGCAAGCCUCUGCAAGAAGAGGCUGAGCACGAACCUCCGGUGCACGACUACAUAGGAGAGGAUUGGGAUGAGGAGGAGGAGGAGGAGGAGGAGGAGGAGGAGGAGGAGGAGGAGGAGGAGGAGGAGGAGGAGGAGGAGGAGGAGGAGGAGGAGGAGGAGGAGGAGGAGGAGGAGGAGGAGGAGGAGGAGGAGGAGGAGGAGGAGGAGGGGGAGAGGGAUGGUAGAGCAGCUAUAGAAGACAACCCCUUCCUCUCGGAUGAUGAGGCGGAGGAUGUAGUCUUUGUGGAUGUGUUAGAGUUCUAGAUAGGCUAGGAACUUGGAGUAGGU
Molecule: messenger RNA, 375 nt
Organism: Closterium sp. NIES-67
Lineage: Eukaryota; Viridiplantae; Streptophyta; Zygnematophyceae; Desmidiales; Closteriaceae
Source: the annotation of a GenBank genome assembly